Emiliania huxleyi CCMP1516 is the source of this 1008-nucleotide messenger RNA. RefSeq lists its product as hypothetical. The transcript is spliced from 3 exons. Gene Ontology annotation, cellular component: kinetochore; bub1-bub3 complex; mitotic checkpoint complex. Gene Ontology annotation, molecular function: ubiquitin binding. Gene Ontology annotation, biological process: mitotic spindle assembly checkpoint signaling. The record is from RefSeq and is a predicted model, not a curated record. Lineage: Eukaryota; Haptophyta; Isochrysidales; Noelaerhabdaceae. The coding region runs from base 1 to 1008 and encodes 335 amino acids.
AUGUCCGAGUACGCCCUCUCCGACCCUCCCACGGACGGCGUCACCGCCGUCCGCUUCGGCCCAACUGGCGACAGCCUAGCCGUCACGAGCUGGGACGCGGCGCUGCGGCUGUACGACGUGGCCACGGCCGACGUGGUAGUCCGGCUGCCGCAGCCGGCGCCGCUGCUCGAUGUCGACUUUGUCGACGCGGGCAGCGUGCUGAGCGGCGCAACGGACGGCGGGCUGCGGCUGCACGGGCUUGAGACGGGCGUGGAGCGCGUGCUCGGCUGGCACGCCUCUGGCGUCCGUUGCGUUCGCUUCUGCGGUGCGGUCGGCGCUGGCGUGAGCGGCAGCUGGGACCGCUCGCUCAAGCUGUGGGACGUGCGGACGGCGGAGGCGUGCGUCGGCACCUAUGCCCAGCCGGACAAGGUGUUUGCGCUCUGCGUCGGCGCGCCAGGCGCCCCUCCGCCGCCCGCGCCGCUCGUGGUGGUCGCGACGGCGGCGCGGCACGUCCACCUCCUCGACCUGCGCCGGCCUUCCGAGCCGCUCCAGCGGCGCGAGUCGGCGCUCAAGUGUCAGACGCGGGCCGUGGCGCAGAUGCCGGGCGGGCUCGGCUACGCACUCGGGUCCGUCGAGGGUCGCGUCGCCGUCGAGUACGUCGACCCGAGCGCCGAGGCGCAGGCGCGCAAGUACGCCUUCAAGUGCCACCGGACGGUGGUCGACGGCGUCGGCACCGCCUUCCCCGUCAACGCCAUCUGCUACCACCCGAGGCACGGCACCUUUGCGACGGGCGGCUGCGACGGGCAUGUCAACGUCUGGGACGGCGCCAACAAGAAGCGACUCUGCCAGCUCCCGAGGAAGCCAACGUCGGUCGCGGCCCUCGCCUUUUCCGCCGACGGCAGCCGGCUCGCCGUGGCGGCGUCGUACACGUACGAGAUGGGGGAGCGGGAGCGCGCGCCGGACGCGGUCUACGUGCGCACGGUGGCGGAGGCGGAGGUCAAGCCAAAGGCGAAACGCGGCGAUUCCUGA